GUUAGCCACAAUGUCGUUUGCCCCACCUCCUCAUUUCAUAUAUAAACCCUAACAACAACCUCUUUCCUACUCUGCUCGCAUCUAUCUUUUUCAUUAAUCCCACUCCAACUCUCCAUCUCUGAUCAUAAAAUGUCUUGCUUCAAGAACAAAUACGCUGAUGAGCUUGUUAAGAAUGCUGCCUACAUUGGCACCCCUGGAAAGGGUAUCCUUGCUGCUGAUGAGUCAACUGGCACAAUUGGCAAGCGUCUAUCCAGUAUUAAUGUUGAGAACGUUGAGGAAAACAGGCGUGCCCUUCGUGAGCUCCUUUUCUGCACUCCUGGUGCCCUCCAACACCUCAGUGGAGUCAUUUUCUUUGAGGAAACUCUCUACCAAAAGACUGCGUCAGGCAAGCUCUUUGUUGAUGUCUUGAAGAAAGGUGGUGUUCUACCUGGAAUCAAGGUUGACAAGGGUACUGUUGAGCUUCCUGGCACUAAUGGUGAGACCACAACUCAGGGUCUUGAUGGCCUUGGUCAACGCUGUGCAAAGUACUAUGAAGCUGGUGCACGUUUUGCCAAAUGGCGCGCUGUGCUAAAGAUUGGUCUCACUGAGCCAUCUGAGUUGGCCAUCCAUGAGAAUGCCUAUGGUUUAGCCAGAUACGCUGCCAUCUGCCAGGAGAAUGGCUUGGUCCCCAUUGUGGAGCCUGAAAUCUUGAUUGACGGGUCUCAUAGUAUUGAGAAGUGUGCUGCUGUAACUGAGCGGGUUCUCGCUGCAUGCUACAAAGCUCUCAAUGACCACCAUGUCAUGCUUGAGGGUACUCUUUUGAAACCCAACAUGGUGACUCCUGGAUCGGAUGCACCAAAGGUUGCACACGAGGUGAUUGCCAAGUGCACUGUCCGUGCCCUUCAACGCACUGUGCCUGCUGCAGUUCCUGCUAUCGUAUUCUUGUCUGGUGGACAGAGUGAGGAGGAGGCUACACGCAACCUCAAUGCCAUUAACAAACUAAAAACGAAGAAGCCAUGGUCUCUUUCCUUUUCCUUUGGACGUGCCCUUCAGCAGAGUACCCUUAAGGCCUGGGCUGGCAAGACCGAGAAUGUGGAGAAGGCUCGUGCAGCAUUCCUUUGCAGGUGCAAAGCUAACUCAGAGGCUACUCUUGGUACUUACCAGGGUGAUGCUGCUCCUGGCGAGGGUGCUUCAGAGAGCCUCCACGUCAAGGACUAUAAGUAUUAAGAAUUCCCAACUUGUCAUAGUUCUGGAGAGUUGCUGUCUUCAUAGUUUAAGCCCUUUUUUUUUUUUUUUCAAUCUGUGGUGGUGCCGGUAUUUAGCUUGGAACUAGAACAAUAAAAGCUUGAGGGUAAAUAUUGGCGUGUUGAGUUUGAUGAUUUUGAUCAGUUUCGGUCUACAACCGUCUGAUGUUUUCUUUUUUCUAAAACCUAAUGAAGACUAUGACUGUAUUUUGUUGGA
Populus nigra (black poplar) is the source of this 1440-nucleotide messenger RNA. Its product is annotated as fructose-bisphosphate aldolase 6, cytosolic-like. Gene Ontology annotation, cellular component: cytosol. Gene Ontology annotation, biological process: glycolytic process; fructose 1,6-bisphosphate metabolic process. NCBI's taxonomy places the organism in Eukaryota, Viridiplantae, Streptophyta, Magnoliopsida, Malpighiales, Salicaceae. The record is from RefSeq and is a predicted model, not a curated record. Bases 130 to 1206 code for a protein of 358 amino acids. The transcript has 3 exons. Gene Ontology annotation, molecular function: fructose-bisphosphate aldolase activity.